This is a messenger RNA of Procambarus clarkii (red swamp crayfish), 4706 nucleotides long. The record is from RefSeq and is a predicted model, not a curated record. NCBI's taxonomy places the organism in Eukaryota, Metazoa, Arthropoda, Malacostraca, Decapoda, Cambaridae.
GCGAUGGUUUGACUUGACGACAACAACAAUGGUGCACACUCCAACGCAGAUAACUGAUUCAUGCUCAGCGAAGGCAGAGGAAUGAAGGUUUAUUCACACAGCUCUUCCAACAACAACAACAACAACAACAACAAAGUAAAGCAUUUUCAAGUAAUACUUGAGGAUGAUGAUGAUGAAGAAGAUGCACUCCUUAUGGAUGAAUGGCUGUAUAUAGAUUCCAACAGUAGUGAUGAUGAGGGUGACUCGACGAAUCAAAGAGUGGUAUUUGGAGAUUCAUCUCCAAAUAUUGUUGCUUCCACCAAUGCAGCUGGCAUCCAAGCUCAAAUACCAGUGUCUGAUUCACUGACUGAUCAGAUACCUCAGGUAGGAGGAAGCAGUGAAAAUGAAACACAAAUAGGUCUUCCAUCAACGGUUCCUUGCAAUAAAAUUGCAGAUUUGCAAGCCCCAUCAACAAGUGCAGCUUCACCGGCAACUGUGAGCCCUCACUGUGUAACGUCUGAAUAUUCUGCUUUACAUCUGCCCACUUCAGAGAUCUCUCUAGCUGUGCCUUUACACAAAAUAAACAAGAGCAUCUCUAAUUUGGUUGUAGGAUCACAAGAGGAGGAUGCUAAAGGGAAAUGUUACAAUGCUGCAGAAACAAAUGAAGGUAAAACUAAUUCCUUGUAUAAAAGACAUAAGUAUACAGAUGGCAUAAAUAAGGAGAAGCUUGUAUCCAAUGAUGAAAUAGAGGUAAUAGAUGUAAGCAAUAAUGAAAGUGCCGUUCCAUUAGAAUCAAAGUCUGAUAAAAUUUUAGGACAAGGCACAAAAUAUUCAUCUCAGUAUGUUGGUUGUCCGCCAUGCAGACUAAUGACAGUAAAACCUCAAUGCCCUAAACCCGAGGACAUUAUUUUGUGUGAACCUAGUGCUGCUUCCUUACCACACAGUGUGGCUGCUAGACAAUCUUUUGCCAAAACUGCUCAAGAAAAGUCUUUGUUAAGGAAAUCAGAUUGUUUUAAACUUAAUGUAAAUGAUCAUAGUAAUAAGCAUAAUACUGAUGCUGUUGUUGUUUUAUCCGAUGAUGAUGAUGAUGAUGAUAUAGCUCUUAUAGAACUUGAAAAUUCAAAGAAUACAACAAAUACAACAAAAUCCAAAAAAGUAUGUGACUCACCAUAUAUAUGUAUCGAUUUAGAAAACUCUUCAGUUUCUGAGCAUAGGAGAAGACAAAAGGAGAGCAAAUUAAGCAAAAAUAAGGUCUCCUCAAGUGCAAAGGAAAAUUCAGAGAGAGCAUCCGUAGGCAGCUGUAUUCCUUCUGUGCCGCCUUGCAGUCUACAGUCAAAUGGUUCCCCGCCUCAUGAAAAUGGGGAAUGGAAUAAUAAUAAUGGUGAUAAUUGUCCUCCAUCUGUAUCUGUUCCUUCAUACAACACAAGCUGUGUAGGCAACCAACAGUCCUCAGUUUUGGCUGAGAAAGAUGGUCAAGAUUUGCAUAAUUUUGCAGUGAAUAAGAAGGGCCUGUGCCAAGACCCAUCUUCUUUGGCUGGAACUAAUAGAUCUCAGUGUGGAUAUAAUAUAAUUACAAAAGUUAGCCCUCAAAGAUCAUGCAUCAACAGCAACAGAAAAGAUUAUCAGUUCUUGACUAGUUUAAUCAGAGAAAACAGUGCACAGCUUCCAGUUAAUUUAAGGUCAGAUAAUCACCAACAACCUCGUCGCAACUUAGUGUUGGAUGAUCCCGUAACGUCUUCUAAUUUAAACAAAGAAGAUGGCCCACAAGAACCUUUUGAAUUAAGCAAGGGAAGGGACACUCAAGAAUCUUCUAACUUGAACAAGGGUUUAGACAACUAUGGACCAACGAACCUAAUGCCUGAAGUCCCAGCUGUACAAGAGAAUAACGAAACAACAGGAGUAUUAUUCUCAACGGCUGAUAAAGAUUUACUGCACAAGAGACUCCCACCACAUCACAGACCCUGUAACACAGCUAUGAACCAAGACACAUCUAUGAGGAGUACAUUACAACAGACACCAUCACUGACGAUGUCAGUCCGUCAUACAGCACCUUUGAAUGAAACUUCUAUACAUUCAUUAUCCCAUGUCAGUGUUUCAUCCAGUUUAGACUUUAUUGGGAAAUGUGGAGAAGAACAAGCAAUACACGACUCUAUGACUCUUUCCUAUCCCAUCCCAGACUCAACAGUUCCUGACUCUUCAUUAGGCAGAGGUCAGAAGCAUUUAAGAUCUCCAACACCACCAACUUCAAAGAAGAAAAUAUGCUCAGCAGUUAAGAAGAUUAGUGAUAGUUUUGGACAAAUUGAAGAUGUUAAGAAACAUAAGAGAAAUUCAUUAGUUGUUGAAUGUCUGGAAGCAGUUAGUAAAGUAUCCAGUAUUUUGGGUAGUCUUGGCCCUAUCAUAGAAAGUUUACUAAUAAAGUCAACAGUUAAAACGGUAGGAGGUCAAAAUUCAAUUGAACUUUUCCUGGAAACUGAGAACAUCAUGACACUGGAACUAGUGAAUCAAACAGUUUGUACAGAAUAUACAAGAAACAUACUUGAAUCAGAACUCAAGGCCAAUAUUGAGAAAGCAUGGAAAAUGACAAAUAUACUUUUGGAAGAAGUGAAUGAGAUGAAAUCAACAGAAAAGUACUUGGGACUUGAUAUAGAUGCUAUUGCUAGAGCUACUGUUGGCAGAGAUUCCAACGACGUGGUAAUUUUUGUUAAACAGAUGCUAAAGUAUCAGGGAAAGAAAGAAGGUAAAGCAACAGAUAUUCACAGUAUAUUUAUGGCUGUUGCAAAAAAACAUUGUGAACUGGCAGUUAUGAAUAUGAAGAAAAGUAUUUCCCCAAAUUCUGGACUUGCAUCAAAGAAAAGUCCACUAAUUGGACUUGCAUCAAAGAAAAGUCCACUAAUUGGACUUGCAUCAAAGAAAAGUCCACUAAUUGGACUUGCAUCAAAGAAAAGUCCACUAAUUGGACUUGCAUCAAAGAAAAGUCCACUAAUUGGACUUGCAUCAAAGAAAAGUCCACUAAUUGGAUUUUCAAGAGAAUCUGAAGAGAAAGCUUUAUCAUCAGUGUGGAAGACAGUUCAAGAUACAGAAUUACCUAGCAGUUCUGUUUAUCCUCAGGAAGAACAUCAGAAGCAAGUUAAAUGCUCAGAAGUACCUCUGUGCUCUGUGAAACCACAGGAGAAAUUGCAUAGUCCAACUCCAGAUUCAGUUAACACAGGCAAUUCCCAAGGAACCGAGGCUAAUACAGCAUUGGCUACACUUUUAUCUAUAUUUCCAUCAACUGCUGCUUCCUCAAGUAAAGGUAAUGAUGUCAUUGUUGACCAGCAGAUACAAAAUAUCACUAGGAGUGAUCCUCUUCCAAAUACUUGUACACCUCUGGAAGGUCUUUGUCAGAGCUUAGCAGUGAAAGGAAACAGCAAAGAGUCCACCAUAAAGCAGAUGACUAAUAGAACCAUUGAAAUUUUUCAAAACAAAAGUGUUACAUCUAUCAAUCAACAGCAGUCUUCACCCGGGUUAGAUCCACUGCAACCUCUUCCUUUGACUUGCCGAAAUAGUGGAGUAUGUGCACACCAAAAUGAUUUAAAUCCUUCUCAUACAGAAGGUAGUAGAACACUAUCCCCAGUAUAUGAUCCGGAUGAUUAUAACAAUUGUGGAUUCCAGAAGUCAGGAACAAUUGCGGUUAUACAAUCCCCUAUAUAUGAUCCUGAUGACAAAUUAUCCCAGCAAGAAAUGAAAGAUGCUCCUAUGAAGACUGGAGAGCAGAUAGGUGCUAAACCACAAGUAACAAACUUAGAAAAUCUAUUUGACUCAAAAAACAUGUCUGAACAGAGGUUGGUUCACAAUUAUAAAAGUACUGAAAGAAAGUUGGGUAGUUGUGUGGAGCUUUUAUCCAAUGAAACACUUUAUGAACACAAGAAAAAUUAUCGGGUAUCACCUAAAAAAUCUGUUUCACAGAGUCAAAUCACAGUAGAAAAUCAAAUCACAUUACCUCAAGAAACAGAUAGCAGAGUGCAUGCUCAGGAAAGAGAUAGAAUGUGUUGGAUGUCAGCAGGUACUUAUAGAGAAGCAGAGGCAAGUACUUUUGGAAGAAGUGAGCAGCUCGGAGUGUUGCACAGAGAUGGAGGAAUAGUAGCAGAGAACUUAGUUGAAAAGAAAACCAAUGAGACUCGGGUGACCAGAGACAGUAGUCCAAGCAAACUUUGUCCCAAUAUAUAUACAAAAUGCCAUAAUAUAUCCACCAAUCAAAACGAUCAUAAUUUACUUCAGCAGAGUCAAUCGUCAAGAUACAAAGAAUUUCAUCAGACUCUUGGAAUUUCUCCUGGCAAUAAACAUAAUACUAUAUAUAAUUCAAGCACGCAACAUCCACAAAGUAAACAAAUACCUAUGGAAUGUGGGUAUCCAAAUCAAAGUACAGCCAUUGCUGCUAAGUUACAUAAUUCAAAUCAAACAUUAUUUUUGAAUAAUUUACAGCAUUCAGUUUCACUUGCAAAUGCUGGGAGACUGGCUGGUGAUAGUCCUAGUGAACAUAAGCUGCAGAACUUAGACAUUGAAGAUGUGGCUGCCUUAUUGGUGAACUUUAAUUCUCUGACCCCUAUGGAACAAGAGAUGUUUAAUAAGUAUCUUACUAAUCUUAAAGUAACAUCUCCAGAAACUCAUGGUGUUGUGUUAAAGAUGGUCAGUGAGCAUAAAAGUAUAUGAAUUGCUGUAUAAUGAAAAUAAAAGUUUGACUAUGUAAC